CGACGUUCCAUCAGCACUUUUUCAGUGAACACAGCGACAUCCUCCUUUAAGGCUGACGUCGUUUCCCUGAGUCACCGCGGGGCAGCGGCGCUCUGCGGCAGCUCGUCUUCACCUCAACGGCCCUCCGGCUCCUGAUGACCCACGUGGGUCCGAGCUGCCGCGACAUGACAGCUUUAGCCCCGCCUCCCGCACCGCUGACCACCAGUAGGAACUCAUCUCCCGCUCAAUCCCCGACCAAUCACAGCAGCCCUCCAGAGAAGGAGGAGGUGCUGCGGGACAAGGAGCGCCGCGCCCAGCAGCAGCUGGACCGCUGCGCCGAGGAGCGAGGGAGGAAGAUGGAGGUGCAGAAGAGGAAGGAGCAGCAGCGCCGGGCGGCCGCCGGCGAGAAGAGGCGCCAGCAGCAGGAGGCCGAGAAGGAGAGGCUGGAGGCCCUGGUCCGCCGGAGAGCAGGAGGCGCCGAGAGACGAGGAGGAGGAGGGGGAGGAGGAGGGGAGGAGGAGGGGGGGGAGGCUCGAGACCACCUGGACAACAGGCCUAAGCGCUGGACCUGGGGAGGACCGCCUGACGGAGUGGAGGGUAACCCUAAGACCCCGCCCUGCCCUGCCAUUGGCUCCGCUCUGUCCAAUGAGCUUCCUGCUGCUUCCUCCAGCGCCAGACAAUCCCGUAACGUGAGUGACUUCCUGUCUCCGCCCGGCAUGGAUCAGCCAAUCAGCAAGCAGCUCUCCACCUCGUCAGCUGCCCUCCACUCGCCAGAGAGAGUGUCUUUUGUGUCCCAUCGAACAGCUUCCCCCAGCAACCACAGACCAAACAGAAGUUCCUCCAACCGCAGGAGCAUCGCCGGACUCCCCGAGGACACGUCCAGAGGCAAAGCGUCCCCGGGGGAAAACCUAAACGCACCGGCCCGCAGUAGUUCCUUCAGGGGCAACAGCAAGGGCCCUGCUACACCCAAACGGGUGAGGUCAAACAGGAGUCGGGCCCAGUCUCCCUGCUCCCCCGGCCAGUACCCCCCCUCCCCUCUGCGGCACAGGGCCACCACCCCCGGCUCCGACGACAGGGGUCACCCCGAGGUCAAAGGUCACAGCACCCUGGAGAGGAAAUGCACCAAAUCUGAGACCUCUGAGAAAAAGAUUCCCAAAUCCACCAGCAAAGAACUGAAUGCAGAGUCCCCGGGGACGCCGACGGGACGGAGCGUCGGCGGGACGACGGAUGCCGAGGAGGCGUCCCGCCUGCUGGCCGAGCGGCGCCGCCUGGCUCGCAUACAGAAGGAGCAGGAGGAGAGACAGCGGCUGGAGGAGGAGAGGCUGAGGGCCGUGGAGGAGCAGAGGAGGCAGCAGGAGGCGAGGGAGCGGCAGGAGAGGGCGGCGCUGCAGGCCGAGGAGGAGAAGGCGAGGCGGGAGGAGGAGAGGAGGAACCGGGAGGACGAGGAGAGGCGGCAGAAGGAGCAGAGGUGGAAGGACAUGCAGGACCAGCUGGACAGAGAGAGGGAGGAGGCCGUGCUGAGAGCCCAGAGGGAGGCGGAGAGGAAGAGGAAGGAGAGGGAGCUGCUGCACAUCCAGGAGGAGCAGGAGAGGCUGCAGAGGAAGAAGAGGAUCGAGGAGAUCAUGAAGAGGACGAGGAAGAGCGAAGCGGAGCCGCUGUCUGGUGCUGCAGCCGCGGCCCUGUUGGAGGACGACGCCCCCCCCACUCCGGCCGAGGCCCCCGUCAUCCUGCUGGGACCCCUGGAGAAUAAGAGCUUUGUGGACGAGCUGUCUGACGGAGUACAGUCCAUGGACGUCAGUUCUCCAUCUGUCUCCAUCAGUCCAGUGUCCAGGGACGAGCAGCCCAGCGCCCACGAGUUCUCCCCGCUCGCCGAGGGGCCUGAAGGCUGCACCUUGGAGCACCUCAUGGACCUGGAGGCCCACGGCCGGGGGGAGACCCCCGCCUACCCCAAACUGCAGGCCGGCAGCGGGGUGGGGGACCUCAACAAGAACCUUCUGAUCCAAGCCUACAGCGUGGCCUCCGAGUCCUCCCAGCUCAUCCACAGCGUCGGGCCGAGCAAGCUGGACGUCCAGUAGCACCACGAUCCACAUUUCACCCGCGGAACCGACGCAGAGCGACAGCUUCACGUCCGCAUCAGCAGACGACACUAACAGCUCGGCUUGUGGCCACAUGGAGGCAGACGGACGACACCCCCCCCCCCUCCUCCCCCCCGGCUCAGAUUAGACAAAAGUACAGAGGAGGAAGUCGUUGUAGUAGAGUUCAGGUUCAGCGUCGACUUAGUAAAUUGUGCUUGUGCUUAUUUAGUCUUUUUUCUUCGUUUGAUCUCUGCGUCAUUCUGUGGAAAUAUACUAAAAUCCUUGAGUAUAUAUUCACAUUCUACAGUAUCUCCCUACAUUGUAGUCUGAUGCAAGUUACCAGAUCAUUUAAAUAUUCGUGUUAAAAAGAUAGAAAUGUUUCAGCGUCACGUGAAGGAGCUUCUCCUCUUCCUCCUUCUUCCUCUUCCUGGCGAAGCUGGAUUCGUCUGUCUGCAGCGCCUCAACCUAUAACUCAAAGUAUCUCAUCCCUGCUUUUUGUCGGCCUCUGUAAAUAGCCCUGUGCGGGUGGAGGAGUCUGCAGCAGCUCAUGUUUGGGGGGCAGAAUAAAGAGCGACGUAGCGUCCGGUUGGUGCUCGUAGCGUGUUCUCCUGACAAAAACAAACUAAAAAGCUGCUGUAGAUUUACCGUCGCCCCCGACGACCAUCAACGACCUACGACCCCCCCCAUGAGCUCUCAUCUGGUGGCUUGGCUUUGUGUUGCUUCCUGCCGGUGGGGGUAAAUGUUGACAGGGUGUGUUGUGUAUCUGACUGUAACCACGCUAGCUGCAGCUUCAUCGUGUGUGUCACUGCUCCCAAACCCCCCCCACGCCCCCCACAGCUGAAACAUACCCCUCUGACGGGCAACAGGAAGAACAAAUACCCCACCGCGGGGCAAAAGCAUGAAAGACGAGUCUCUCGCUCCUUUCUGCUGGAGAAUAUUUCAUUCCUUCAGUGUUCAUAAUCAGCCACAAAGAAAACUACAUUUCUGACUAUUUAAGGAUCAUUUUAUUUUAUUGGGGUUUACUUUUAAUGUUCUAAAUCAUUUUUUAUUGUUUGUUUGAUUUUUGCUGGGAAAUUGUCAGACGUCGGCCUUUAAAAGCCGUCGGAUGGCAUCGUGGUCCCACGUGUGUCGUCCGGACUAUUACGCUCCUUUAGUGCUUUUAACAUUUAAUUCAUGUCACUGUCCUAAACAUUUGGAUAAGCCUUAAAAAUAGAAACACACACAGAAUAUACUUCUUCAUUUGAAUAAACCUUCCAGAUGACGCAACCUCGGCGUCCUCAGUCACGGGGACAAUGUUCCCUCAUCACCGCGGCAACCUUCGGCACAUUCUUCUGUGCUUUUCCCCCCAGCUCGCUAUUCCUCCACAUUGGGCUGAAGCUCAUCAUUCCCCGGGUGCUUGUAUAUGAAGUUAAAAAUAAAGGACACAAUGUUUAUGCGAUAUUAUAGAACUCUGUGUCACUGCAGCUUGGUGGAAUAUAUCAUUGUAGAUGUGGUGCAUGGAUAACUGCUGAAGAAGAACAAUAAACUUCAUCCAGCCGUCGCUGAGACGGAUUAAUAAGAAAUGGCAAACUGACACCUUGGGUUCGAGGGGACGAGAAAAGAGUCAAAAAUGUAUAAGAUGUUUCAUCUUUGACAUUCAUAAUGAGGGACUUAUGAAAUGACAAAUGUAGUGUAGAGCUUAAUGCAGCCACUUUUAUUUAUCAUUAUAUCUCACUGUGUGUCGACUUUAUGCUGCACUGAAAUUAAAACUGAACUGCAAAAAUCA
Messenger RNA from Gasterosteus aculeatus aculeatus (three-spined stickleback), 3819 nucleotides. It is a transcript of the gene map7d2b, whose product is annotated as MAP7 domain containing 2b. The record is from RefSeq and is a predicted model, not a curated record. Gene Ontology annotation, cellular component: microtubule cytoskeleton. Lineage: Eukaryota; Metazoa; Chordata; Actinopteri; Perciformes; Gasterosteidae. Gene Ontology annotation, biological process: microtubule cytoskeleton organization.